AUGGUUUUAAUAAUUAUUCAUGUUUUUCAGUUAAAUAAAUUUUAUUUAUUGUUAAAAAUGUUAAUCCGUGAAAAUAUUUUACUAAUCUUUAUAACAUUAUCAAUAUUUUUUCAAAAUGUCGUCGAUGGAAUCGAGAGACCGAAUAUAAUAAUAAUUUUGGCUGACGAUUUGGGAUGGAACGAUGUUAGCUUUCACGGGAGUAAUCAAAUUCAAACACCAAACAUAGAUGCUUUAGCUUAUAAUGGCAUCAUAUUAAAUUCUCAUUAUGUCCCUGCUUUGUGCACACCAAGUAGAGCUUCAUUAAUGACUGGAAAAUAUCCAACAUCAUUAGGAAUGCAACAUUUAGUCAUACUAUCACCAGAACCUUGGGGUUUACCACUUAAUGAAACACUCAUGCCAGAAUAUUUUAAUAAAAAUGGUUAUGCAACACAUGCAGUUGGAAAAUGGCACCUUGGUUUUUUCAAAAAGGAAUAUACUCCCAUAUAUAGAGGAUUUGAUUCACAUUUUGGUCAUUGGAAUGGAUUUCAAGAUUAUUAUGAUCACACAACAAUGUCAGAUUCCUUGAAAGGUUAUGACAUGAGAAGAAAUUUUGAGGUUGAUUAUUCAUAUCAAGGUAUGUACACGACCGAUGUUUUCACAAAGGAAGCCAUAAAAAUAAUAGACAAUCACAAUUCUCAAAAGGGACCAUUAUUCUUAUAUCUUUCACAUUUGGCACCGCAUUCGGGAAAUCCAGAUAAUCCAUUUCAAGCUCCAGAAGAUGAAAUUUCAAAACAUGAAUGUAUAAAUGAUCCCGGAAGGAAAAUAUAUGCAGCCAUGGUUACAAAACUUGACGAAAGCGUGGGUCAAGUCGUGUCGGCUUUGGAAAAAAAUAAAAUGUUAAAUAAUUCUAUAAUAAUUUUCAUGUCGGAUAAUGGAGCUGCAACGUAUGGAUUACAUUCGAAUCGUGGCAGCAAUUAUCCAUUGAGAGGAUUAAAGGAAAGUCCUUGGGAGGGUGGAGUAAGAGGCACAGCAGCUAUUUGGAGUCCUUUCCUUAAUAAAACUAAAAGAGUUUCGAAACAAUUAAUGCACAUGAGUGAUUGGCUUCCGACAUUACUCACAGCAGCUGGAUUGAAUUAUUCUUCUACACAACUUAUAAAUAAAAUAGAUGGAAUCGAUAUGUGGAAUGUUCUAUCGAACGAUUUACCAUCACCGAGAAAAGAAGUUUUUAAUAAUUAUGAUGAAAUUGAAAAUUAUUCAUCUCUCAUGAUAGAUUCGUGGAAAUAUGUCGAAGGUACUGCACAAGAAGGUAAAGCAGAUUAUUGGUUUGAAGAACCUUCUAGAAAUAAUUGUUCAGAAUAUAGAGUGUCGAAUGAGGACAUUUUCCGGCUGCGACGUGAUUCGACAAUUAUUUGCGAUAAUCCGACAUUUUCAUCAUCAUUAUCAAUCACGAGGAAUAAUCACACGGAUGUGAAAAAUAAAACAAAAUAUGUUUUGACGUGCGAUCCGUUGUUAAAACGUUUUUGCUUAUUUAAUUUAAAUGAUGAUCCGUGUGAAAGAUUAAAUUUAGCUGAUGUUUUCCCUGAUGUCGUUAAACGUAUUAAAAAUCGUUUAUUAGAAUUGAAAAAAUCUGUUGUUAAACCGUUAAAUAAACCCGAAGAUCCAUAUUCAAAUCCUAUGUUUUAUAAUGGGACUUGGGUUAAUUGGAAAGAUGAUAUUAAACCGAAUGAAAUUUAA
Molecule: messenger RNA, 1713 nt
Organism: Pediculus humanus corporis (human body louse)
Lineage: Eukaryota; Metazoa; Arthropoda; Insecta; Psocodea; Pediculidae
Product: arylsulfatase B precursor, putative
Exons: 10
Coding region: 1-1713 (570 amino acids)
Source: RefSeq, a predicted model, not a curated record